This is a messenger RNA of Oryza brachyantha (malo sina), 2219 nucleotides long. RefSeq names its product type IV inositol polyphosphate 5-phosphatase 11. The record is from RefSeq and is a predicted model, not a curated record. Gene Ontology annotation, cellular component: plasma membrane. Gene Ontology annotation, biological process: phosphatidylinositol dephosphorylation; response to jasmonic acid; response to auxin. Lineage: Eukaryota; Viridiplantae; Streptophyta; Magnoliopsida; Poales; Poaceae. The transcript has 9 exons. The coding region runs from base 1192 to 2205 and encodes 337 amino acids. Gene Ontology annotation, molecular function: phosphatidylinositol-3,4,5-trisphosphate 5-phosphatase activity; phosphatidylinositol-3,5-bisphosphate 5-phosphatase activity.
CGUGACGGCGCGGGGAGACGCGAGGGAUGGCCGCCGCCGCCCACGGCUCUGGAGAGAGCGGCCCUCAAGGGGCAGCGGCGGCGGCGGCGGUAGCCUGCCAGCCGCCUCGCCCUCCCGCAUCUGCCGCGACAAGAAUGCGGCGGGAGUAGUGGCAGAGGUCGCCCUCGCCUUCUGUUCCGAAGCAGCUGAGUUUGAUUCUGGAACUGCUAAUAAUGCACUAAUGUGCCAGAGGACAUAUCAUCUCCUUUUGGUUGGUGAAGCUUUGAAAUUCUUCGCCUCCAAGCGGAUACGUGCAAACACCGAUUUGCUUCUCCUGCUAGUCUGGCAGCAGACAGCCACAGAACGACGGCACAUGCCUAAAUCAGAAGCGGGCCAUUUGAUUAGAAACACAUCAAAGCGGUGACCAGAUGAUUCUGAUACUCACGUUAGGAGAGCAUCAAGUUAUGUCACCAUCACAGCUGUGGAAAUUUCUCAAGGUCAUUGAUAGCUAUCACAAAUUCUGUUGUUCUUCCAGAGUCUGGUGGAGGAGUUUCAUCAGGACUUGUGUCAAAUGAAACAAGUUCAUACUUUGCUAUGUCGUAGAAAUUUAUCUUGAAAUGAUGGGGGAGGAUCAGCAUUCUAAUUUAGUUCAAAUGUGAAACUUCAGGAAGAAAUUAAGUCCUGUCCGUUCCCCAAAGGUGCUUCUCCAUUAGAGGCUAGAGCGCAUGGUCAACAACAUUACUUGCUAUAGGAAAUGACCUUAUCAUCGUGCGUACUGGUUGCAACUGUGGAGGUCCUAUUAAUAUGCCUAGUCUCUUUCACAUUUCCCCUAAUUUUUGGACUGUUAUAGCCCUGCAAUGAUGUGAUGAAAAACGAGAUGAUGUUGUCACAUCAAAGAGAUCUAGUACCUAACUAUCUAAUCCACAUAGCCCAUGUGGUUGGUUAUUCGGCACUCCACUGGUACCUUUCAGUGUUAAGUUGAAAGUUUCAUAAGAAUACGGAGCAUCUAAAUAGUUCCUGAAAGCAACAUGGAGUCUAGAGGCAUCUAUAUUAUAAUUUAAUUGAUUCUCUUCAGCCUGCUCUAGGUUUUGAAAAGUUCUCUGAUUGCUUAGAGAACUUUGAAUUUUCUGAGUAUAACAGUAUAAGAAGGGUUCCUUUUCGUAACCUUCAUGCAAGAUGAUUUGAAGGGAGGAUUCAGUGACUAGUAGAGAGAUGGGAAACUGCACCAGUUUUACUUCUCCAAAAUGGAGAUUAAGUGAACUUCACAGCAAUGGUAUGGUUUCUGUUGACGAGGAUGGAACUCAUGAAGGCAUAAAGAUAAUUCGGAUUCAGAAAGCCUGUGAAUUCACCACCAAUUCAGUUCUUUGUGUCUGCAUUAUAACCUGGAACAUGAACGGAAAGAUGUCUGUGGACGAUGUAACAAAGUUAGUAAGCUCCAACAGGAAAUUUGAUUUGCUAGUUGUCGGUUUGCAAGAAGUACCAAAGUGUGAUGUUGCACAAGUUCUGCAAGAAACCAUGGUUGAGACACACAUUCUGUUAUGCCAGAAAGCCAUGCAGUCUCUUCAGAUGUUUCUUUUUGGAGCAAAGAGUUCAGAGAAAUACAUCAGAGAGUUGAAGGUGGACAAGCAUGCAGUUGGAGGUUGCGGGGGUAUAAUUGGAAGAAAGAAAGGAGCUGUAGCCAUGUACAUCAAUUUCAGUGGGAUCAGUAUGGUUUUUAUAUCUUGCCAUCUUGCAGCUCAUGAACACAAGGUGGAGAAGAGGAACUCAGAAUGCCAGCACAUUUCACACUCACUGUUCUCCAAGAAUGAUAUACAAUAUACCAAAUCUGCAGACAUAACAGUGUGGCUUGGUGACUUGAAUUACAGACUAGAAGGAAUAAGCUCAAUACCUGCAAGGAAGUUGAUUGAAGAGAAUCGUCAAAGUAAACUAAGUGGCAAGGACCAGCUUCUUCAAGAAGCUGAAAAGGGUGAAAUAUUCAAUGGAUACUGCGAAGGGACCUUGUUGUUUAAGCCAACGUACAAGUAUAACAUAGGGAGUAGCAACUACGAUACAAGUCAUAAGAUCAGAGUUCCAUCUUGGACAGAUAGGAUACUGUUCAAGGUUGACCACUCUUCCGGCUUGGGUGCGAUCUUGAGCUCAUAUGAAGCACUCGAUUGCAUUAGGAGUUCGGAUCACAAACCUGUCAGAGCCCAUCUUUGUCUGAAAGUACACGAUGACAGUGCAUAGAUAGAUAUUUCUAG